AUGAGCGAUAUCUUUGAAGUAAAAUAUCUAAAUUCCUCUACUGAUCCAGUGUUAAUGACACAUACAUUCAUAGGCUUCGUUUUUAUUCCAGUUUAUGUCUCAGUUAAAGUCACAUUUGAUUAUUUCACAGCAAUAUCGUUCAGAUACAACGGGUUGUCUCUGGCCUAUCUCAUCUUUCUACUGCUUAUUCCACUAUUCCCAAAGCCUACAGCUGUCACAAUGAAAGGCUAUGGUUGGGAGGAUGUGCUUGGUCAUUUUGGAAUUCUAAGGCUCAGCAAAGUUGAUGCUGGAAAUGUCAUCCGCCUGCUGGUUCCUGACAUUGGAAUGUUUUUCACUGGCUUCAUGGUUAUAAGGCUUUGUAAAAAACAGGUGAAACCUCUUAUUCCCAAAAUGCGGCUUCAUUCUGAAGACCAGGAGCAGGAUGAGGAGGAGCAGGAUGAGGAGGAGGAGGAGGUGGUGGACUAUGAAACGGAAGAAAGAGACAGUGAUGAGGAAGAGACCAACUGUUUAUCUGAAGAGGAUUUGGGAAAAGAGGCAGGUGACCGAAAACCAGGUUUCAUUCAGAAAGUCACUACGUUCCUAGCAGGCUUGAAAAUCAUAUUUGAAGCCAUCCUGACAAGUGCUGGAAAGGUGGUAGCAACUCUUCUAUUAGGCUUAACAGGUAUAAUUUUGCCUUCUGUGACUUCUGCAGUCUACUUUUUCACCUUUCUCGGCUUGUGCUCCUGGUGGGCUUGUCAUCGUCCCAUUACUGUGGUCACCUUCAGCAGUUUGUGUGUGAUGAUGGCUAUAUUCAGUGCAGGUCACCUUGCUGCCCUUUACCUGUACCAGUUGCCAUAUUUUCAGGACCUGGUUCCUCCUGAUGACAUUUAUGCCAGGCUCCUGGGGAUGGUGGCGCUUAUCAAGACAAACAGCACAGAAAUCUGGAAGCUGCAGAUUCAUUCUGGAUUAAGCUGGCCUGUGUUUUUAAAUCCUCUUUUGCUGUUUGUAUUGUAUUAUUCACUGGUCAUGUUGCUACAGCAGUGGGCUCUGAGUCCUAAGGAAUGUGAAGAGGGCAUCCAGUCACCACCAGAAGAGCAGAGUAAGUUGGAUGUGGACACCAUGCUCUGGAUGGCAAAGAAUGAGAAGAAAAAGGUUUGGAGCAUCACCCACAACAGCUGGCUGACUUUUGUUCUGCUGAUUUGGUCUUGUAUCAUUUGGAUGGUUCGUGACCGGCGUCGUUAUGCCAUGCGUAGCUCUCCUUUCCUUGCCAUCUAUGGGAAUAUCCUGGUGAUCCUCAAUUUCUUUGUAGGGUUCAAUAUUUCACAAGAAGAACUGUUUCCUGAAAUUCCAACCUCCGUGCUCAUUGACUUUGAUUUAAAACCAUAUUCUUUCCCAUGUGUGCAUCUUGGUGUUAAGAUCUUUUAUGCAUUCAUGUUCUGGCUAUUGCUAAGGCAGCAUAUGAUCAAAAGACAUAUGGAGGAGAAGGAAGAAACUCUCACAGAAGUGACAGUGGAUGCGAAUGAAAGGGAAAUCCCGCACAAUCCUCUGCUGGAAAUAUUUGGCUCUCUGAUUAAAGGAAUGCUGGUUAAAUACUGGAUCUAUUUCUGCGCUGCCAUGUUUUUCAUUGUCAGUUUCAAUGGCAAAGUAGUGGUCUACAAAAUUCUGUACAUUAUGCUCUUUCUGUUCUGUGUAGCUUUAUAUCAGGUUCACUAUGAGUGGUGGAGACGAAUUCUGAAGUAUUUUUGGCUCACUGUUGUCUCUUAUUCAAUGGUGGUCCUCAUUGUUGUGUACGCCUACCAAUUCAAAACCAUUUCUGGGUUCUUGCUCCUGACUUUGGGACUGUCAGAGGAGGGGUUAAAAGACCUGGGUCUUGAACAGUAUGACACGGUAGAACUGUUUGCUAAGAUUCUGCUUCCUUCCACUUUUCUCCUGGCCUGCAUCCUUCAGCUUCAUUACUUUAGUGAGGAUUUUCUGAAGAUCACUGACCUGAGUAACAUUCCCAUCAAGCAUGAAUAUACUUUUGGCAGUAAAAAGAAAACUGAAACUCAGGUGUAUCUCUUGGCUGACAUGCUUAAAGAAAGUAUUUGGAAACUGCAAAACAGGCUGGCAGCCAAUGAACUGCAUGGUGAAAAUCAAACCACCUUGGACAAGAUAGAGAAGACAACAAUGGAUGAACCCCUGGGAGAGGCUCAGCAGGAGAAAUCAGAUGUGGAGUAUGAAGAUAUAGCUGACAAAUCAUUUGACCAAGCAGUAAAAAUAUAUAUCUGUUAUUCCGUGUUGUGUUGCAAAUACCACAAGCUGAAUGCCUCAACCCACAAACACACCAGCAAAGAGGGACUGUACCAGAACAGAACCUACUAUCAUGACAGCCUGGACGAGCUGUUGCAGAAAUCAGCGUUGUACGUUGCUCCUGUUGAUCCUGCCGAUUGGUGUGGAGGGUUACGGAAGUGCGGUGACAAUGUUUUACCCUGCCUGAAGAACCAUCUCACCAUCUUGGCAUUAAUGGUAUUAGAAGUGACUGUGCAUCACCACCAGCUGUUCUACCGGACUCAAAACCAGCUGACACCACCCGUUACGGGGAUCAUUUUUGAUACCAUCACCCGAGAGCACCUGGAUGAUGGGUUACUCAGCUGCAUCAAAUACUUUAUCAACUAUAGUUUCUACAAGUUUGGACUAGAGAUGUGUCUCAUCGUGGUUGUGAAUGUCAUUAAGCAGCGUAUGGAUUUUUAUGCCCUUCUCCACGGCUGCUGGCUUGUCUACCUGCUGCACCGCCGCCGAAGGAAAGCAGUGGCUGAGGUCUGGCCGAGAUACUGUUCUUUCCUUGCCAGUGUCAUGACCCUUCAGUAUUUGCUGUGCAUUGGCCUCCCUCCGACUUUCUGCAAAGAUUAUCCAUGGAGAACCUCUCGCUGGACAAUCCAUUCCAAUCUGAUUAAGUGGCUCUAUCUGCCUGAUUUUGCCAAGAGACCUGAUGCCAGUUUUCUCCUGUAUGACUUCCUGCUUCUGCUUUUUGCCUCCCUGCAAUGGCAGGUAUUCGAAGAUGAGAAUAAGGCUUGUGUGCGAAUAAAGGCAGGAGAUAAUGUGGAGAUCAGCCGUGAAUUAGACCCAGCUGCUCUCAGCCAGUACAGCCCUGUGCCAAACUUUAUCCACUGCAGGUCCUAUUUGGAUAUGGCUAAAGUGGUUGUGUUCGGCUAUCACUUCUGGUUUGUGCUCUGCCUGAUUUUUAUCACUGGGACAACUCGAAUCAACAUAUUCUGUCUGGGCUACCUGACAGCCUGUUUCUACUUUAUGCUCUUUGGAAGCGGUCUCCUUCUAAAGCCGGUCAAGAAUGUUCUCAGAUUGUGGGACUAUUUGACGGCGUACACUGCCUUAGUUAUAGUGAUGAAGAAUCUUCUGGCUAUUGGAGCGUGUGCCUAUCUUGAUAAGUUACUGAGAAACCAUUGCUGGCUAAUACAGACCUUUGGCAUGUUCUGUACUAUACCGGGGUAUGACUUGGGUAAAGAUCUGGGGAAAUGCGAGCUGCCUGAAAAUGAAGCAGGGGUUGUUUGGGACGCGAUAAGUUUCACUUUCUUGCUGGUCCAACGGAGAGUCUUUGUGAGCUACUACUUCCUCUACGUAGUGGCAGAUCUGAAGGCUGCCAAGAUCUUAGCUUCCAGAGGAGCUGAACUGUUUGAAGUGAAGCUGAAAAAAGUUGUGGCGCUCAGAUUGGAGGAAGAGAAAAAAUCAUUACAAGCCAUGAGGAGACAAAUGGAACUAAUCAAAUUGAAGCAGAAGAAACUUGACGAUUUGAAGCAAAUGACACCAAGCCCAGAAGAAACAGCUGUGGAUCAAUCCGCCAAAGAGCAGCAGCUGCUAGAUCUAGAGGAGGGCGGCAACAAGGAAAACAAGGACAAGAAGAUAUGGUGGCAACCCUGGGUGACCCACACCUCCAUGAUUCGAGCUGGGAGCUACUACCUCUUUGAGACAGACAGUGAGGAAGAAGAGGAACAAGGGCAGACAGAAAAGAGGGAGGAAGAAUCACCAAAGAAGAAAACAGCAUUCCAGCUUGCAUAUGAAGCCUGGAUGUCCAGCUCUAAAUCAGCUCUAAGAACAAGAAAACAAGAUGAAGCCAGAGAGCAGAGGAAGAAAGAGGAGGAGGAGCAACUGCGACUGGCAGGAGAGGUGAAGUUGGAAUUCCAUGAAGAGAAAGGGGAGAUAUCAGUCACUGACGAGAACCUAGAUGAGCCAGAAAGUAUAAUUGAAAGAAUAAUCAGUACAGUCAAGUUUACUUGGGUCUUUGUUCAGGCAUUGCUAGAUGAUACUACAGAGGCACUGAACUCUCUAUGUAAAAAUAACCUGGACAUAGCAAAUGUGCUGAGAAUUGAAAGGUGCAUGCUAUGGCGAGAAAUUAAUAAGGGAAAAGAGGCCUCGCCAGACACGAUUCUCCAAUAUUACAACAUGAAGAAGACUCAGCAAGUGCAAGCAAAUCCUUAUGGAGGAAAUAAAAUGAAAGGCACAUGGGAGGAUCAGCGUGAAGACACAUUAGAGUGCCAGCAGAUACCCAGGGGGGGAACCCAGCUACCUCAUGAGAGCAGUGCAUCCAGGACACCUGAUGAAGUUGCUGAGGAAAUUAAUGGAGAUGAGGCAGGACAGAAGGUGGAAGAUGAAGACAGCGUCAAAGAAGCUGCCCCAGAAAUGACCACUCCUCUUCCUUCCUGUGAAACAAAAGAUUAUGCUGUUUCCCCAUCAGCUGAGAGGAGCAAAGAAGCAGGCAGGCCAUUAAAUGAAGUUCCUGUUAUCAUGACUGCCAGUGAGCUGCUUCUGAACAGGAUGUUUCAUGACAAUGAACUGGAGCAGUCAGACAAGUUUUAUCAGAGUCUGCCUCGAUCCCUGAAGUUGGGCUUUGCUUUGUACAAUGCGAUGGUGUCCAAGUCAGAAAUGCUCUGUUAUUUUGUCAUCAUUCUCAACCACAUGGUCUCUGCUUCUGUCCUCACUUUGGUUCUGCCCAUCCUUAUAUUCCUGUGGGCCAUGUUAUCCAUUCCAAGGCCUACUAAAUUCUUCUGGAUGAUGGCUAUCGUUUAUACAGAGGUAACAGUAGUAGUCAAAUAUUUUGCUCAGUUUGGAUUCUUUCCCUGGACCACUAAGUUAUACUGCGGCAUCAAUGCAGAAGAGCCAUUUGUUCUGCCAAACAUUGUUGGGAUUGAGAAGAAGGAUGGCUAUGUGCAUUUUGAUCUUGUGCAGCUGCUGGCUUUGUUCUUUCACAGGUCUAUCUUGAAGCACCAUGGACUCUGGGAUUCCAACGGUGUCAAUGUGUCUGAUUCCAAGAAAAGGAGAUUUUCUAGGAGUCAAAAGAACCAGGAGUCCAGAGGUGGCCUGCAGGAAGAGGAGCCUGGAUUGGGGGCAUGGCACCUUUUCAGACAUCACAAUCCCUCAGGGAGUGUCUUCAGAGGAAGGAAGACAGCCUCCAUUAACAGAGGCAAGACUCAGAAGAAUGAAGCCAGGAAGAAAUGGAGGCUUUUUAGAAAGAGUCCCAUCAGCAAGAAGAAACUUCUUAAGGAAAAGAUGAAACAACUGAUAUUGAAAGCAAAGAAGCUGGUGAUUAAAAUUGUCCUUCAAAUCUAUCGACCUAUCAGGCAGUUCUUCUACGACAUUAUUCAUCCGGAGUACAGCCCCGUCUGUGAUGUCUAUGCACUGAUGUUCCUGGUUGACGUGAUCAAUUUUAUAAUUGUUAUCUUUGGAUACUGGGCUUUUGGCAAACACUCAGCAGCUGCUGACAUAACUGAAUCCCUGUCGGAAGACCAGGUCCCUGAAGCCUUCCUGGUGAUGCUUCUGAUUCAGUUUGGCACCAUGAUAGUGGACCGGGCCAUUUACUUGAGGAAGACUAUGUUUGGGAAGUGUGUAUUCCAGGUUGUCCUUGUCUUUGGCAUUCACUUCUGGAUGUUCUUCAUCUUGCCAGGUGUUACCGAAAGGAGAUUUAACAGAAAUCAUGUGGCUCAGCUUUGGUACUUGGUCAAAUGUGUUUAUUUUGGCCUGUCCGCGUAUCAGAUCAAAUGUGGUUAUCCGAAUCGGGUCCUAGGCAACUUUCUGACAAAGAGUUACAAUUUCGUAAACCUUUUCCUAUUCCAAGGGUUUCGUAUGGUGCCUUUCCUUACUGAGCUGAGAGCUGUCAUGGACUGGGUUUGGACGGACACCACACUGAGUCUUUCCAGCUGGAUCUGUGUGGAGGAUUUAUAUGCAAAUGUUUUCAUUAUGAAAUGCCUGAGAGAGUCUGAGAAAAAAUAUCCUCAGCCUUCUGGCCAGAAGAAGAAAAUGAUCGUGAAGUAUGGAAUAGGGGGCUGCAUUGUCUUUAUAUUGGUCUGCAUCGUGUGGUUCCCACUGCUUCUUAUGUCACUGGUUAAAUCUGUGGCAGGAGUAACCAAUCAGCCCCUGGAUGUCUCAGUCCAAAUUACCAUUAGCGGUUACGAGUCAUUAUUCACCAUGAGUGCUCAGCAGAGGAAUCUGAUCCCUUUCUCUCCAGCAGCUUAUAACGAGCUGGCUAAUCAAUAUGCCCUUCACCCGUCUGCCAUGCAGUUUAUAGUGAACUACGGCCCAGAGGACAUCGUCACUGCUAAAAUAAAGAGCAAUGCCAGCUUGCUGUGGAGCAUCAGUCCUGCCAGCCGAGAGGCCAUGAUGGACGAGCUCUCCAGCUCCGCUGCUGUCUACAUCGACUUUCACUGGACCAUUCUCAGGAAUGCUUCUCUGGUGAAGAAUGUGGAAGCAUCUGGCAAGCACACCGUGCGGUACAAAGAGAAGGAGAUAAGAGAACAAAUUGUUCAAAUGCUAAAUGGGACCAGGAAAGAGCCAAUACUGCUUCCCAGCGUGGUACCAAGAUACCUCAGGGCUACUGCUGGAGCAGAAGCUAAAACUGCACAUCGCUUGCAAGUUGCUCAUUCUCAUAAACCACAAGAUGUAGACAAAAUGGCUUUCUUCCGAAACAUAACCAUAAAACUACAGCAGCUGGCCAUCAACUCGUCUUCCAGCCAAGUUACUGAGUGGUGGGUUAUUCAAGAGUGGAAUCCUACCUGCUCUGGUAAUGCUUGCAGCAAAAAUAUGGAGCUUAUCAUCUACAAUGACAAAGUCAGCCCUUCCAGUCUGGGAUUCCUGGCAGGCUACGGCAUCGUUGGCCUCUAUAUGUCUGUUGUCCUCGUCAUUGGGAAGUUUAUCCGAGAGUUCUUCAAUGGCAUCUCCCGUUCAAUAAUGUUUGAAGAGCUGCCCAACGUGGACCGCAUCCUGAAACUCUGCACAGACAUCUUCCUGGUGAGGGAGAUUGGGGAGCUGGAGCUGGAGGAACAACUGUUUGCCAAACUCAUCUUUUUGUACAGAUCUCCUGAAACUAUGAUCAAGUGGACUAGAGAGUCAAAGGAACAAUGACAAGACAAAUAUUUGUUUAGUGAAGAUCAGGCUUAGGAAGCAAGCUAUUGUUAUGGGCUGCUUCAGAAGCAAAUAUAACAUUCAGGAACGGGAGAUGCUGUGAGCAUCUCCUCUCCAUUGGCGUAUUUCCACCUUAAGCUUUUCCAAAAGUUCCUCACCAAAACGUAUCAUGUUUAGGCAGCAAGCGUACUUUUCAGGCCAGUGACUUCCCUUUGCUCAACCAGAAAAGACCUAGUAUUGAUCCCCUACAGACUGCAUCCCACAAUCAUGGGUGCAGAGAGCUCGGCCCAAGUCCACCUGAUUUUAUCUGCAAAGCAGCUAAAAACUUCCUCACAGAAAUUUCUAAUCAGCCUCUGAGCAACUGCAGCUUGGGCUAACCAAGCUGAGCACCACUAAUGGCUGAAGAUAAAUUAUAUGGAGGAAAUUUUAAUCGGGCUAAUUUACAAGAGUCUAGGUUCAAAUGCAAGAUUUAAAAAAAAAAAACACUUAAAGGGGUACUAGGACAUGGGUGAUGAGGCUUCCAGUGC
Chelonia mydas (Green sea turtle) is the source of this 7892-nucleotide messenger RNA. RefSeq names its product piezo-type mechanosensitive ion channel component 2. Bases 1 to 7365 code for a protein of 2454 amino acids. The record is from RefSeq and is a predicted model, not a curated record. The transcript has 50 exons. NCBI's taxonomy places the organism in Eukaryota, Metazoa, Chordata, Testudines, Cheloniidae.